Zingiber officinale is the source of this 447-nucleotide messenger RNA. RefSeq lists its product as uncharacterized. The record is from RefSeq and is a predicted model, not a curated record. The coding region runs from base 1 to 447 and encodes 148 amino acids. The transcript has 2 exons. NCBI's taxonomy places the organism in Eukaryota, Viridiplantae, Streptophyta, Magnoliopsida, Zingiberales, Zingiberaceae.
AUGGAGGUUUAUCUGAAGACCGACUUCAACCAAUGGUUCAACAUCACUAGAGGCUACAAGGCUCUGGUCGAUAAUGCUGGAAUUCCAAUGAACCCAAAACAGUGGAAUCCGAAGAUGAAGAAGAAAGCCCAAAUAGAUUUCAAGACUCUCAACACUCUCCAGUGCAGGCUAACGAAAGAAGAACUAAACCGCGUCAGCCCACAUGAAAAUACGAAGGAACUAUGGGACAAGCUCAUCAAAUUACACGAGGGAACCAGCGAUACGAAAGAAGAAGAAACUGCGAGUCAACUCCACGCGAGGAUAAAGAACAUCCUCAACAGACUUCACAACAUCGGCCACCAAACAGAGAUCCGCAAUCUGAUAAGGUAUGCCCUUAACGCGUUUCCUCAAAAUGCAAUGUGGGUAUUCAUCGUGGAUGCUUACAAGAUUUUGAAGAAUCUUUCCUAA